AUGCAGCCACACAGCGAAUGUGGCUUUGAACGCUGGGCACCCUUCCGACACAUGCCUCUCCAGUGGUCAGCCAAGCGACCAGGCGAUUCUUUGAUUGAUAUCGGUGCUGCGCAGCGUCCACUGAUUGUUAGCAGAGCAAACAACAUUGAAUUAUACGUUAGCAGGUGUUUCAGUGGCCAAGAGAUGGGAAAGCCCAAAUUACGGCGUAUCGCACGUUCCACAGAAAACGACCAAGCAGAAUUAUCCGGUAAACAGCUUCGCUGCACUUUUUUUACUGAAAAGAAUUAUGCGUAA
Molecule: messenger RNA, 294 nt
Organism: Gongylonema pulchrum
Lineage: Eukaryota; Metazoa; Nematoda; Chromadorea; Rhabditida; Gongylonematidae
Source: the annotation of a GenBank genome assembly